AUGGAUCAAGAAGGACAACCAAUGGGUGCCUCAUAUGAAGACCAGUGGCUACUAAGUAGUGGUGAAAAUAAGCCUAAAGGGGUUGAUCAUAUGUCGCGUUCUCGUGGCUUAUCUGAUCCGGGUAAUAAAGAAAAAAGACCUUUACAAAGGUCAACUAGUAUUGGCGCGAGCUCAAAACGUUCUUCGGGAGGAGGAGGUGGUGCUGGCGCUGGUGGUAAAGAUAAAAAACAGCUAAUCGAAAACGUUUCAGUUAGUCCGCCAAAAUCUAGUAAACGACAAACUGCUGGCGGAAGCACAUCAGUUGUUCAGACAACAACUACAACAGCAACGACGUCAGCAAAUACCUUGUUUACAGGCAAAAAAUCUAUGAAAGAAAUGACAAGAGCGGAAAGACGUGCCUUACAAGAACGUCAGCGUGCAGAAAAGGCUGCCCGUAACUCUCCCAAUACUGCCACCUCAAAGAAAACGCCACAAACAAAUGAAAACCUGACGCCUAACACUUCAGAAAAGGCUGUUUCUAAUACUUCUGGACAGUUCGAAAAUAUACCUGUAACGAAGAAAUCAAAUGUAUCUGGCGGUGGAGAUAACCCUGUAAAGCAGCAGCAACAAAAAAAACAAACAAAGGAAAAUAGUAAAGAGGUCGCUCUGUUUUCGCAUUUAGGAAUUCCCAAAGGCGCAAAGACUGCAUUGGCGCCAAGGGAAAUUCAUCCCGCCGUGUUGGUUCUUGGAUUACAAUUUGCAGAGUAUAAAAUUUGUGGUGCAAAUGCAAGAUGUAUCGCCACGUUAACUGCUUUCAAGAAGGUUAUUCAAGAUUACAAGACACCAAAAGAAACCACGUUAUCGCGACAUCUUCAAACACAUUUAUCCGCGCAGAUUAAUUAUCUGAAAAAUGCACGUCCGAUGUCAGUUAGCAUGGGAAAUGCUAUAAGACAUAUAAAAUGGGAGAUAUCCACUAUAGGCUAUGACUUGUCAGACAACGAGGCCAAAGAAUUGUUAUGUAAAAAAAUCGAUGACUUCAUUCGCGAUCGUAUCACGGUUUCGGAUCAAAUGAUCGUCGAAUAUGGUUUGCAAAAAAUUCAAGAUGGAGACAUUAUUCUCACUUAUGCAAGGUCUUCAGUUGUACAAGAGUUAUUAUUGAAAGCACAUGCUAAAGGAAUAAAAUUUCGUGUAAUUGUCAUCGACUCGAGACCUAGAUUAGAAGGUAAGAAACUUUUGAAACGUUUGGUGGAUGCGGGUAUAAACUGCACAUACGCAUUGCUGCAUGCAGUUGGAUUCGUGUUGCGGGAUGUAUCCAAGGUUUUCCUGGGAGCACACGCCUUUAUGUCUAAUGGCACAUUGUAUUCACGUGUCGGCACUGCAAUGGUUGCCAUGAUGGCCAAGGAUAAAAAUAUUCCAGUGAUUGUGUGUUGCGAUCCAAAUGAACUAGUGAAUAUCUCUACCAGCAUUACUCCAAAACCUGGUCAGCUUGCCGGUUGGCUCCAACAACCGGAUCUAAAGCUAUUAAAUUUGAUGUACGAUGUGACGCCGUCCCAAUAUAUCACUACGGUCAUAACAGAGAUUGGAAUGAUUCCAUGUACAAGUGUUCCUGUG
Messenger RNA from Ambispora leptoticha, 1590 nucleotides. The record is from the annotation of a GenBank genome assembly. Lineage: Eukaryota; Fungi; Glomeromycota; Glomeromycetes; Archaeosporales; Ambisporaceae.